AUGAUUCGCCAUCUGUUCUCAUCUCUCACUCACCGAUUCGCCUGGCGGAUUCCGCUUUUCGUCUACGGCGUCACGUGGACGGUGUUUCUGACGAUCACCGUCGCGAUUAUCUCGCUCGCACCGGAGUUCGCCUUCGUGUCGGCGAUUUACCCUUCGUCUUCUUCGGUUGAGUUCUCGCGGCGGUGCGGAUCCGACGCAGCCGUUCUGGUGCCGCUGGAUAUUCCCACGGAGGUGUUUUGUUUACCGGCGAAUCUGUUCCGGAGGUCGAAGAUGGACCUCGUCGUUCCGCCGGUUUUUGCAGCGAUUGUGGUUGCUGUUUCCGCCGUCGUUGUACGGACGAUGGGCCUUUGGGAAGCCGAAGAAGCCCAUUAA
This is a messenger RNA of Microthlaspi erraticum, 372 nucleotides long. The record is from the annotation of a GenBank genome assembly. NCBI's taxonomy places the organism in Eukaryota, Viridiplantae, Streptophyta, Magnoliopsida, Brassicales, Brassicaceae.